AUGUUCUGGAAGCUUUCCCUGUCCUUGCUCCUGGGGGCUGUGCUGGUGAAGGAGGUGGAGGCCAGGAAGAGCCGGCCGGCGGGAGCCAUCCCCUCGCCUUACAAGGAGGGCAGCAGCAACAACUCGGAGAGAUGGCAGCACCAGAUCAAGGAGGUGCUGGCCUCCAGCCAGGAGGCCCUGGUGGUCACCGAGCGCAAGUACCUGAAGAGUGACUGGUGCAAGACGCAGCCGCUGCGGCAGACGGUGAGCGAGGACGGCUGUCGCAGCCGCACGGUGCUCAACCGCUUCUGCUACGGCCAGUGCAACUCCUUCUACAUCCCGCGCCACGUGAGGAAGGGGGAGGAGUCCUUCCAGUCCUGCGCCUUCUGCAAGCCCCAGCGCGUCGCCUCGGUCCUCGUGGAGCUCGAGUGCCCCGGGCUGGACCCCCCCUUCCGACUCAAAAAGAUCCAGAAGGUGAAGCAGUGCCGGUGCAUGUCGGUGAGCCUGAGCGACUCGGACAAGCAGUGA
Messenger RNA from Molossus molossus (Pallas's mastiff bat), 507 nucleotides. It is a transcript of the gene GREM2, whose product is annotated as gremlin 2, DAN family BMP antagonist. The coding region runs from base 1 to 507 and encodes 168 amino acids. The transcript has a single exon. Gene Ontology annotation, biological process: animal organ morphogenesis. Gene Ontology annotation, molecular function: receptor ligand activity; BMP binding. NCBI's taxonomy places the organism in Eukaryota, Metazoa, Chordata, Mammalia, Chiroptera, Molossidae. The record is from RefSeq and is a predicted model, not a curated record.